AGCGAGCGGACCUUCGUGGCCAUCAAACCGGACGGUGUCCAGAGGCACCUGGUCGGGGAGAUCAUCCGGCGGUUCGAGAGGAAGGGCCUGCAGCUGGUGGGGAUGAAGCUCCUGCAGGCCUCGGAGGAGCUGCUGAAAGAGCACUACAUUGCCCUUCGUGACCGUCCCUUCUACAGCCGGCUGGUGAAGUACAUGAGCUCUGGGCCUGUAGUGGCCAUGGUCUGGCAGGGCCUUGAUGUGGUCAAGACAGUUCGUACAAUGAUUGGGGAGACUGACCCAGCUGAAUCCAGGCCUGGCACCAUCCGAGGGGACUUCUGUGUUGAAGUCAGCAAGAACGUGAUCCAUGGCAGCGACUCGGUUGAGAGUGCCCGGCAGGAGAUCUCUCUCUGGUUCCGCCCAGAGGAACUGACUUGCUGGGAGGACACGGCUGAGCACUGGAUCUAUGCAUGA
Apaloderma vittatum (bar-tailed trogon) is the source of this 450-nucleotide messenger RNA. Its product is annotated as nucleoside diphosphate kinase 3-like. Lineage: Eukaryota; Metazoa; Chordata; Aves; Trogoniformes; Trogonidae. Gene Ontology annotation, biological process: UTP biosynthetic process; GTP biosynthetic process; CTP biosynthetic process. The transcript has 4 exons. The annotation marks the transcript as partial. Gene Ontology annotation, molecular function: nucleoside diphosphate kinase activity. The record is from RefSeq and is a predicted model, not a curated record.